This is a messenger RNA of Trichobilharzia szidati, 1957 nucleotides long. The record is from the annotation of a GenBank genome assembly. Lineage: Eukaryota; Metazoa; Platyhelminthes; Trematoda; Strigeidida; Schistosomatidae.
GUUUGUUCAUAUUUGUUUAUUCUUUGCUUGGCAUUCGCGGGCCGUUUGAACCGACACGUGGAUCGAUCUUGACACAGCAUUGCUGUUUUUACUUAUUGACUGCACAGUGGUUGUGCAUUUGACGGCAUUUAGCCACAGAUACCUCACAUCUUGAGUACCGUAUUGCAGAAUAUCCUGUAUUUCGCACUUUACGCGUCACUCUACGUGUGGUUAAAUCUAUAAUUUGGAUUAUCGUUUCGGAUUUCUUUUGGGAGAAAUUCACAACAUGUAUGUAUUUUUUGGACUGCUGCUGGUGUAAUUCAGUGUCAAUUAUAAAGUGCUUUUCCUCAAGUCGUGUUCUGCUUCUUCGCUCUACCCUGCGUGCUUGAUCUGUAUAAUUGUUUGUGUUGUUCUAUUACAGCUGUAUGGCUGAAGAGAAAGUAAAAGUUGGUUGUCGUGUUAAAAUAGCAUCGAAAUCCGUUUUUGGGACCGUUGCUUAUGUCGGAAUAACACAAUUCUCACCAGGAAAAUGGGUGGGUAUAAUACUAGACGAGCCCAAAGGGAAGAACAACGGCACGGUUCAGGGGAAACGCUACUUUAGAUGUGAGGAAAAUUUUGGUAUAUUUGUGCGCCCAUCUCAGCUUACUCUUCUAGAUGGUCCGGAAAGAUCAGACGUGAUGAAGUUAUCCGAAUCAGGUGCCACUUCAGAAUCAAAGGAAGUUACAAAACUUUCUGGUUCGACAUCUUCGUUGUCUGUAGGAUUGAAAACUCCUGAGACAGUUAAAGUAUCAGUCGGUGUUGAAGGCGGUUCAACUCUCUUACAGUUUAAAAAUCUUGAACAACAAAAUGAACGAAUGAAAGGAGCACUGGUCAAGCUACGUGAUUUGGUUAAUCAAGAUAAAUCGGAAAUUUCAGCUUUAACUAAACAGAUUACAUCUUUAGAAUCAGAAGUUAGUCAACUUCAAACAGAAAAAGAACGAUUAACAAAAAAUUUAAAAGAUAGUGUUGAACAAAUUAUUGAAUUAAAAGAACAAGUGGAUGCUUACCUCGGCAUUGAUACAAUGGUCAGUCAGUUGACACAACGUAAUUUAGAACUGGAAGAAACGCUUGAGAAAAUUAAAGAAGAAAGAAAUGAUCUGCAAGUAAUAGAUGGAGAAAAGUCUGGUGUGUUUUGUAGACAGACAAACACUAGUAAUAUAAAUGAUUCUGUAUUCCUUAGUCCAUCGAAUAACAACAGUAUGAACAAUAUUCGCCGUGGUAUCGAUGAUGCUAACAAUAAAACAACUGGAACAAUGAAUAGAACUCCGAGUGGAGAUAUGGGUGGAUUGAAGCCGCCAUCAUUAAAUGCUGGAAUGGAUUCUGGCAAUAAUAUGCUUACAGACAAACCAGUAGGUAGUAGCAUUGGCAGACAUAAUUCAAUGCGAUCGUUGGCUGCAUCUAAUCGACCAACAAGUCUAUCAAGAACAGCAAGUGUUCGACGGGACAGGGAUUCUGGAUUAAUAUCCAAAGCACUCGGCUACAUGUUUGGCUGGUCAUAAAUUUGAAACCAAUUUUUGGGUAUUUACCAGUUUCGAUUAUUGGUAAUACCGGAUAUGUAGUUAUGGUUUUCUGAGAUUCAUCUUAUCCUAUGCCAUAUUGUAAAAUAAAAGUAUAACGUUAUGAUCACAAAACAUUACACAUUUUUUUGACCUAAUCCCCUCUUUUAACGCGAAACGUGAUACACGUAUGCACUUAUCUGUAUUAGUGGGGCAUAAGUGUGUGUAGACUUGCGGAUUGUUGAUUGUGAGGCUAACAAAACGUAUAAAUCAUAGUUUAAAAUUGACAACUGUGUAAACGCAGUCAUGUUCUGGACUCCAUGUGCUUAUCUUCGUUUUAGAUUAGAAGAGAGAGCCUUUUUCAAGUUGAGUUACACUUGCAGGAUGGGUGUUAAGCGGUAUAAUAUAGUGGGAGAUAUUUAAGUUAUGUGAGUAGGAGAGUU